AUGCUGGAAGCACAACAACAACAACAACAAGCACAACAACAACAACAACAACAACAACAACAACGACUACAACAACAACAACGACGACAACCACCACAACCACAACGACGACAACCACCACAACCACAACGACGACAACCACCACAACCACAACGACGACAACAACAACAACAACCACCACAAAUUCAAACAAUGCGCGCAAAGGCAACAGGGAAGAGCGCCUUACCAACAAGCAGCCGGACCACUAACGCGCAACCAGACGGUGUCCCCACCCGCCGUGGCCAGCACUAA
Messenger RNA from Closterium sp. Yama58-4, 291 nucleotides. The record is from the annotation of a GenBank genome assembly. NCBI's taxonomy places the organism in Eukaryota, Viridiplantae, Streptophyta, Zygnematophyceae, Desmidiales, Closteriaceae.